CUGUGAUUUGGUUGAUGUUGCUGUCCCCACCGUCCAUUGCACCGUUGAUGAUCCACACGGGCGACCAUUUAAUGUCAACAGAAAUUGUGACUUCGUGACAUGGAUCCCGACGCGGCGACAACGCGUGACCCGCGCCUCGCCAGUCGCUCAGGCAGACCGCUCGCGAACCGACCCCUCUCCCUAGACACGCAACCUCUAGCCUCUCCUACUCGCUUCAAGCCCGACAUACUGCAGCAGCCCGGGAGCCUUUCACCGGUUGAUACCCAGAAUGCUCCCGAGCAAUUUUUACGCGGGAUCUCCGACUUGGUCCAGGCAGCGGUCAGCUAUGCCAGCAGCCAAUCGGAAAGAGAGAGGUUGCAGAAAAAGAGGGACACCACGGAAACCCUACUGAAGAAAGCCAAGGCUCACUCCAGCUUCCCAUCCACUGCAGCAUUCUUCUCCCAGUCCCAGCGAGAUGAAGAAGUUGAUUUGGUUCGUGUGGAUGACGCUCUUAGGCGUCAUGCAGCAAACUACAGAUCACUGGAGAAUGCCUUGAAGACGAAAAUCGGAUCGAUCAUGCAGAUGGAUACACUCAAGUCGGGCGACAAGAUGACUCAACUGCAGCAAGAUGUACAGGUGGCGAAACAAGGGCUGGCAUCCGCCAAAAUCGAUACCGAAAAGCUGAGGGACUACAACAUAACUCUAGAGAACAAGAUGCAACAACUUCAGCAAGGGACAGAUAAUAAGAUGAAACAGCUUCAUGACAAGAUGGCUCCGCUAGAAAGGACGUCAACAAAUCAUGCAAGCACGCUAAAUACACAUGCUAAACUCGUGAGAGAAAAUUCUGAACGUGUGGCAAAUAUGCGCUCGGAGCUGGAGACUGUGUCGAUAUCGCAAAAGGAGAGCGGGUCGGCAUCGUUCAAGAGACAUCUCGAUGAGCUAGAAUCUCGAAAUUCGGACCUGGAGCACAAGAUGGACCUUUUGCAGAAGUCCCAAAGGGAGUUCUCUGAAAGCUUUUAUAAAAUCAACCAGCUCAUGGACACCCAGAAAGCAGAAAACGUACGAGUUCUGGAAGCAUUCAACACACGCCUGGACUCAGUCGAGCAAAGAAGCCCCUUGUUUGUCCCUACCGCUGAGGAUACCACUCCUGGAUCGUCUGUCAUGUUGAAGAAACUGGAACCACGGCUACAAAAAUUGGAAACCGGGCAAUACAAACCCGAUCCGAUGUUAGGAAGCCGACUUCAAGAAUUGAAGGGUCAGUUUGAUAAAAUGAAAGAGAUCCAGGAAAUGAAAGACGAUCUUCACUGUACUCAGUUGGAAGAGCUCAAAAGCUCAAUGGAAACUGGCUCCAAUGAGUUGGACACAAUCAAGGACACCCUUGAGCGAAUCACGCAGGAGAUGAGUGUCUUGAGCGAAAAGCAAGGAAGGGAAAUUAUAUCCGGGUCUCACGGACAACAGAUUCUGGCACUUUCAAAUUGGCUACGUAAUACACAGCAUUUAUUUGAAUCUUUGAGAGUCGGCCUCCAUUCCCUCGAAGUGCGAUAUAACAAUCUCUCAACGGAAGCCAUGGCAAGAAACAUGCUUGCGGCCAUGCAAGAGAUGCAUCCUACAGCGCACUUAGCAGAUCAGGUGUCUGCGUUAAGAGGCCGCUUUGAAAAGGAGUUUGUCCCAUGGAAAGCGACGGCAGAACAUCUGCAGCAUGCUCAGCGGGAUCAAAUAGAGCAGAUGCAGAAGGAUAUGGCUUCGCGACAGGAAGAAUCGAACCGCUGGAAGAAGGAACAUACGAAUUUAUCGCAAUCUCUGGCACCUGUUUUGAAGCGACUUACUGCUCGGAGUCAAGACUGCUGGCUCACUCUAGAUGAUCUUCGCCCAAUGCAAACCGAAGUGAGCUCUUUAGCAACACGUUUAAAUGAGCAUACAACCAGGAUUGACAGUUUCCUGGUGGCGAAGAAAAAAGAAGAUGACUCCCUAUGCCGAAGCCUUCGUAGCGAGAGAGAAGGUCUGAAACGGAAAAUUGAAGCCCUAGCUGAUGAGCAAAAAGGACUUGUCAAACUGGCCUCUGAUGUUAAUAAAGACGAUAUGCCUUCUCAAGUUAAAGCGCUAUCUGUGGAGCUCAAGGGCCUGGCCAAAUUGUUUUCUGCUUUCGAGGAGGAUAACUUGCAUGCUCAAGUCAAAGAGCUAACCAAAGGGCAAGAUCAUCUGGCCAAACGGAUUUCCAGAAUCCCAAAUGACAACUUAAAUGUUCAAGUCAAGGCUCUGUAUGAGAAACAAGAAAGCUUUGCUCAGAAACUCGCCGAAGUUCAAGAUCUGCCCGGCAUGGUUAGAUCCUUGGAUGAAAAGCAAAAGGCUCUGGCUCAAAGUUCGCCCGCUGCACAAAUGAUCAGUAUGCGUGAUGGGAUCAAAGCGUUAACCAGCGAGCAAGCGAAUAUGUCGAAGAGAUUAAUAGAUGCCCAAGCUAUCUACCAAAACGGCCUGAAGGCAUUGAAGUCUUGCCCGGAUGAGCUUAGGUCGAUGCUUGAUCGUCUCUGUCAGGUGGAGGACACGUACCGGGACCUGCGCGAGAAGCUUAGUCUGAUUGAGGGGCCCCUGUCAAGCUAUACGACCUUGAGUGAAAGGUUCGAUAACCUGGUACAAACCUUGGAGUUUAGCGAGAUUGCGCCUCAAGCGGAGGCACCUCCUACACUAAGGGAGACUACCAAACCGUUGAAGCUCAAGGAAACCCCGCAAGAUGCAGAGGUCGCAAGGAUAUCAAGUAUAGCCGAAUCAAGCCCAGUGCGUGCUCUACAACAAAGGAAGAAAAAGCGACCACGUCCUUCAAAUUUGUCCGACGAAGACCGCUCUAGCCUUUCCCGUCCCGAAUCUCCCCGCUCCACCAUUACAGCUUCCCCAUAUGGGAGAGACACCACACCAAACACGGACAGAAAGAAGGUCAAAAAGAAAAAGAAACGGAGAUUGACAGAAGAACCAAUAACUAUUACCGACUAGGCAGUACAAAACCUGGGCUGCUAAAAAAUGGUAUACACGGGAAAACCUGUUUUUUUGAAGGCAUUGGUGCUACGAGGUUACGAAUGUUAUGAAUCCAUCGUCAGCCAAAAUUUUGGUUUCCGCUGGAUGUCCUAUUGAUACUAUCAUUAUCUGACUUCGCCCCUUCUUUUCGUGG
Aspergillus heteromorphus CBS 117.55 is the source of this 3139-nucleotide messenger RNA. RefSeq lists its product as uncharacterized. Lineage: Eukaryota; Fungi; Ascomycota; Eurotiomycetes; Eurotiales; Aspergillaceae. The transcript has 2 exons. The record is from RefSeq and is a predicted model, not a curated record. The coding region runs from base 100 to 2964 and encodes 954 amino acids.